Molecule: messenger RNA, 330 nt
Organism: Suillus subaureus
Lineage: Eukaryota; Fungi; Basidiomycota; Agaricomycetes; Boletales; Suillaceae
Exons: 5
Coding region: 1-330 (109 amino acids)
Source: RefSeq, a predicted model, not a curated record
AUGGAUUUCUUUUUUUGUCUACCAAUCAUUUUUGGCUGCCCCACAAAAGUUAAGCCAGAAGGGAAUCAAGCAGCCAGAAUAUGUCCUCGGUGCCAUAACGCUGCAAUGUUCUCCGCAAAGUCCAGGACCUGGUUCGAGCUGUGCUUCGUCCCACUCAUUCCUAUGAACUCGAAGCAUAUCUGGAUGUGCGGGAUAUGUCAGCUUGCAGGUGAAUAUCCAGCCUGGCCUCAGAUUGCUCAACCUGGGUACCAGCACCCGCAACUGCAGGGUCAGUAUGGGCCGCCUCAGAACGCUGGAUACCAGCCUGGUUACAUCCAACCCCAGAAGUGA